AAGUGGGCUGGGACUCGAACAUUUCCACUAAGGAGUGGAAUAACCCGAGGAAAAAAGAGGAAUACCAUACUGCUUUAGCCGUAUCACGCAGUGAACCCACUACCUCGAAGCUCACGGCGUAACAUGAACGUCAGAAACUCGGAUGCACGGUCUCGUGAAAGGUCCUGUAAGAGGAAUCCUCACGUGGACGCAGCUGGAGCAUGAAAACAUCUCAGUACCCGAGACUCAGGGAUAGCUCCGCUCCUCUUUCUCUUCCUCAUUGACAAUUUACAGUAGUGGUGUACCAACACACACGCCGGUGUUUUCAGCACUUGGACUGAAUAUGUACCAGGGACAUUCACAGGAGAAAGACUCUAGGGCGGUUGCUAUGGUGCUGAAGGAGCUACCAAGUAAGGCAUCCUCAGAUGGAAAACCCCUGCUCACCGUGACAACCAAGUUGUGUAGUGAGCAGCAAGAGAGCCGUCCGUUACUCAGCCCUUCUAUUGAUGACUUCCAGAGUGAGAGCAAGAGUGAUGGAGCCACACGGCCAGUCACCUCCAACACAGCAGUCUUGUCCACAGCACUAGACUUGGUGGACUUGAGUGAACCUUGUGAGAGAAGGUGGAGUUGGGACAGAUGGAGUCCCCGUGGGUCUCGUAAGAAUGGUUUCUCUAAGAGUAGCCUUCGCAAGAAGAAGACUGAAGAGACGGAGCUGAUCCAGGUGGAGACAGAACCAUCAUCUCCCAGCCGUUCUAACCCUGAGAGAGCCUCAUUAGAUUCAGUGAGCAGCUCACCCUUGGAGAAAUGGGAGGAGGUGAGCCUUCACCCAGACAGUGCCUUGAAUGGAGGGCGUAAGUGGAGAUAUGAGAGGAAGAGGUGCACCUCCAACCAUUCAUCUAGUGAGCUUUUGUGGUCUGCAGACUUUAAAACAGAUUUCUCUAACAGGCAUAGUGCCCUGGAGCUCAGCAUUAGCACGGAGUCAGACCCUGGGCCGGCCCCUCAGCGGCAGAGGCCCCAGCUGGGUGGUACUUUACUGGGGAGGCAACACUCAUUAGAGGAGGAGUUUGUUCGAGCCAAGGCUGCUGUGGAGUCAGACACUGAGUUCUGGGAUAAAAUGCAAGCAGAGUGGGAGGAGCUGGCGCGGAGGAACUGGUUGGAGGAUGCUGACAGUGAAGGCCUGGUUCCACUCAACUUUUCACCCACUGAGAAGGGUUACUACUUCCAUACCAGUAACCCUUACAAAGACUACACCAAUGCCUCUGAACAGGGGCUGCAGAAAUGCAGGGACGGGGAUCUGAACAGUGCUGUACUACUACUGGAGGCGGCCAUCUUACAAGACCCUCAAGACUCAGAGGCUUGGCAGGUUUUGGGUACCACACAAGCAGAGAAUGAGAAUGAGCAGGCAGCCAUUGUUUGUCUUCAGAGAUGUUUGGAACUGCACCCAAACAAUCUGAAGGCCCUGAUGGCCCUGGCAGUGAGCUUGACCAACACAGGACAGCAGCCGGAAGCCUGUGAGGCUCUCCACCGCUGGAUCAGAUACAACCCCAGAUACAGACAUCUACUCCAGGACCGCAGCCCUCUAGACGGUUCCCCAUUGCCUCGCCGCAGAGGGUCCUCCAUAUCCCCCAUCUCCACUCUCGGAUGUAAUGGCACAGACAGCAGCAGGAAACCCACUUGUCAGACAGUGUGCAAUUGCCAAAUUGAGUUCUCUUUUAACUCUCAGCUGGUGGAGGUGUUGGAGCUGUAUCAGGAAGCAGUGCAGCAGAACGCUGAAGGAGUGGACCCUGAUCUCCAGACAGGCCUUGGUGUGCUCUUCAACCUCAGCUCAGAGUUUGACAAAGCUGUCGAUGCCUUUAAUGCUGCUCUUUCUGUCCGACCUGAGGACUAUCUGCUGUGGAAUCGGCUCGGGGCCACACUGGCAAAUGGUGACCGCAGUGACGAGGCAGUGGAGGCCUACACCAGAGCUCUGCAGCUCCAGCCAGGCUUCAUCCGUUCGAGAUACAACCUCGGCAUCAGCUAUAUCAACCUAGGGGCACAUCGGGAGGCAGUGAACAACUUCCUGACAGCUCUGCACCAGCAAAGAAAGAGCAGGAGUCAUCAGGUGAUGUCCAGCAACAUCUGGGCAGCUCUGCGGAUUGCCCUCUCCCUCAUGAACCAACCAGAACUUUUCCAGGCAGCCAGCGUGGGAGAUCUGGACCUCCUAAUGAGGGCCUUCAACAUGGAUAUGUGAUUAAACUUGGACCUGUGAUAUCUAUCAUUCACGUACAGUAGGCACAAAGUUAGGCUCAAAUGAAUAUGGGAUGUCAAUUUGAUAUGCAGAGUAUGCACAGCUAAUUUUGUUGUAUUUUUGGGCAGCCUUUGCCUUCUUCAGAGGCCACUGAAGAGGGUGUUUAUAUUGCAUAGAGCACAAACAGAAUAGGUAAGUGAUGGGUUUUGAAAGUAAAGGAAUAAAUGUCAAAGAGAGUGAGAGCAAAAGCACUUUUUUCUUGAUGUUAGUUAUAUUUUACUGUAAUAUUUUUAAGGUUAUCUAGAAACUUUGUAUACUUGAGAACAAUUAACCAGACCUCAUUGGGGAAUAUAGGAGGAAUUUUGUUUAGUUUGUGUAUUAGAACUGAAUAUUAAUCCUCUCAAAAACCUAGCUAUUUAUUAUGGCCAGUUCUGAAGAUCAUUUGUUAAACUUUUUUUUCUUUUUUAAUCUGUUCAUUUUACAAUGGUAAUUUAUGUGUCUCUCCACAAGGUGGCACUGUUGUUUAGCUGAUAAAAGUGUAGCUAUAUAUAAAGUCAGUUAAUCCUCUGUUAAACCCAGUGAGGCCAAGUGCAGUGUGAGGACUAUUGCUAGCUGAAUUUCACUUUAGGACACAACACCCUUUCAGGGUGAUCUGUGCCCAGGUGUGCGAGCAGGGUGUGUUCCCUGGGCCAUCUGUCUUCCAGCAAGCCCCUUUUAAUGCCGCGUGCUCCAGGGCAUUCUGGAUCAGGGCUCGGUGGGGAGCAACUUCAAAGACUCUGCAUGAAAGGUCACAGCAAAAGCAGUAUCGUGUUGAAAGUGAGUGAGUUUAUGUAAGACCGUUAGCCCAAAUGUUUAAAAGGACUAAAUACAUUCACAAAUCUAUGAACAACACUUUGGUCAUGUUUUUCAGUUGUUUGGCCUGGUAAGUUUGAAGUGCAUUUCAUGUGACUGAAAUCGCUUUAGCCUAUAGAGAUAUGACGGUUUAUAGCAAAGAAGCCAUGUGCUAGAACAGUUAUGAUUUCAGCUCCUUUAUAUACUAAUAGGCUAGAUAUUUUCUUUGAAGACAUAACUAUGCAAACCAGCAUUGCUGUUUUGUUUGUUUGUUCUGUUUUGGCUAAAAUUACCAAAAAUCUUUGGUGUCUUUAUAAUUUUGCCACUAUGCAUUAUUAGUAAAGUCGGUGUAACAGGAGUUAGCUGAGAUAAUUGAAGGGCACUGAAUGAAACACAGUGUUUAAAGACAUAAAUAGCAUUAAUAAUCUUAAUAAUUUUGGGCAAAGACAGAUAAAGUUGCUUCAUUAGAUGCACCUUCAAUUUAAAUAUUACAAACGAUUUGGGAAAUCUGAUGAUUGCAUGUAUGAUACACAAAACAGAAUUCCCUCUUUAUGGUCCCAUAUUUUAACUUUAAAGUGAAUGUAACUACUAUUAAUAUACAUUGUUUUUGACAGACCAAAAUUCCAACACAAACAUACUAUAUAUGAUAAUAUUUCAAAUCAUAUGCCAUGUAUGAGCACAGUAUGCGGGCAUUGAUGACACUUGUCUUGUAGUAAAUCACACUAGUUUUGCUAUGACCAGAGCUGUUAUGAAACUAUGACUAUAAUUACUGACUAAAAUUGUAGAAUAGUAGAAGGAAAUGUAUUUAUUUAUUUAUUUAUUUAUUUGUAAAAUAGAUUAUUUCAUGGAAUGAACAGUCAUAAAAUGUAUGCAUGUCUCUUUCAAUCUCUCCUACAUUAACAUGUAAUAUAAUCAAGAUGCAUUUAUAACCAAUUUAUUAAAGCUGUAUUUUAGAAGAUCUGAAA
Molecule: messenger RNA, 4002 nt
Organism: Onychostoma macrolepis
Lineage: Eukaryota; Metazoa; Chordata; Actinopteri; Cypriniformes; Cyprinidae
Gene: pex5lb
Product: peroxisomal biogenesis factor 5-like b
Exons: 16
Coding region: 323-2209 (628 amino acids)
Biological process (GO): protein import into peroxisome matrix, docking
Cellular component (GO): cytosol; peroxisomal membrane
Molecular function (GO): protein binding
Source: RefSeq, a predicted model, not a curated record